UACAACUCUUUUCCCAUCGCUAAAAAAACAAAAAGGAAAUACUACCAAACGCCCCGUGGGAGUACUGCUCAGUUGUUGAAGGUGAACAAUUGUUGGCGACAUAGAAGAAAAAAAAAUGGGGAGUGAGGUCGUAAGAAAGAAGAAGAACCCUAAAACGGCACCAUUAAACCCUAACUGGGCUCUUCUUCAACAGAAAUUGAAACUACAGGGUUCCAAAGCCAACUUUUCGGGACCUUCCUCGCAUUCUAAUGGCAGCUCUUCACCUUCAGUAUUAGGAAAACGCAAGCAACGCACUGAUUCGGAUCCCGAACCCGAUGAUUCGCAACUAAAUAUUCUUGCUCCUACUUCCUCUGACUGCAGUUUGACAGAUGAGGUGGCCAUGGAUUGCGAGAUGGUUGGGGUUAGUCCUCAGGGAAAUAAAAGUGCCCUUGGGCGAGUUACAUUGGUAAAUAAGUGGGGAAAUGCUGUAUAUGAUGAAUUUGUCCGGCCUAUUGAUCGUGUUGUUGACUUCCGAACAGAAAUUAGUGGAAUCCGACCCCGUGACUUGAGGAAAGCCAAGGAUUUUCCUUCAGUUCAGAAAAAGGUGGCAGAGCUGAUCAAAGGAAAGAUUCUUGUUGGCCAUGCUUUGCGUAAUGAUCUCAAGGCACUUUUACUAAGUCAUCCAAAGAAAGAUUUGCGGGACACUUCAGAAUACCAACCAUUUCUAAAAGAAAGUCGUAGAAAGGCACUUCGGCAUCUUGCUGCUGAGUUUCUUGGUGUGGAGAUCCAGACUGGAGAGCAUUGUCCUAUUGAAGAUGCUCGUGCAGCAAUGCUGCUUUACCAAAAACACAAAAAGGACUGGGAGAGGAGUGUCAAAGACCGUUCAAGGCUUUUUGAGAAGCAAAAGAAACGCAAAAACAGGAAGAAAUCAAACAAGAAAGUGGUUCCAGCUGGGAAUAAUGUUCCAGUUUUGUCAAAUGGAUAACUAAGUUUUUUCUUCUGGUUCAUAGGAAUCCUAAGAUACUGUUCACCUGAUGUUUUUUUUUCAUAGAAAAGCUCUAUAUAUGGUUAUGAAGACAUUUUUUGUGCAUUUCUGUCAUCAACUGUGUUUGGUAAGAAAAAGAAUGGAGUAUACACCCUUUAUA
This is a messenger RNA of Spinacia oleracea (spinach), 1124 nucleotides long. RefSeq lists its product as uncharacterized. The transcript is spliced from 9 exons. The coding region runs from base 116 to 964 and encodes 282 amino acids. The record is from RefSeq and is a predicted model, not a curated record. NCBI's taxonomy places the organism in Eukaryota, Viridiplantae, Streptophyta, Magnoliopsida, Caryophyllales, Amaranthaceae. Gene Ontology annotation, biological process: rRNA processing. Gene Ontology annotation, cellular component: nucleus. Gene Ontology annotation, molecular function: 3'-5' exonuclease activity; nucleic acid binding.